UGUCGAGACGGUGGUGAGAGGCAGGGAGAAGGAAAGAAGCCUCUCAAACUAGAGCUGUAAACGGCAGAUUUUAUCACUAAAUGUCAUUAUUUUGUAUCUGAAGGGACGAAAACUUAGCACAAUGUCGAAGAAUACAGUGUCUAAUCGAUUCAGGACAGUAGACGUUGACGAAUACGACGAGAACAAAUUUGUUGACGAGGAGGAUGGGGGUGAAAAUCAGCUGGGUCCUGACGAGGCAGAAGUGGACUCGCUAAUCAGACAAGGGAACCUGAUGGAGGCCUUGCAGGCAGUCCUGAAGAACCCACCAAUCAACACCAAGAACCAGAACGUCAAGGACUGUGCCGAGGGCCUUGUGUUGAAGGUGCUGAGUGCCUUUAAGAGCAGUGACGUAGACAAAGGAGUCCAGUCUCUGGAUAAGAACGGAGUGGACCUGCUCAUGAAGUACAUCUACAAAGGGUUUGAGACACCAUCGGAUCACAGCAGUGCCGUCCUGCUGCAGUGGCAUGAAAAGGCUCUAUCUGCAGGUGGCCUGGGAUGCAUCGUUAGAGUACUAACAGCCAGGAACACUGUCUAACAGAGGAGCCAUGUUCUUCACAGCGACCAUCUGGUGCACAUUACAACACAAGGAUGAUAUCCAGUAGAUCACAGCGUGUCACAGAGAAGAGCCCUCCUAUCUGUCUCUGCAUGUUUUCAGGUCUCACUUCCCUAGGUCUCCCUACACACACACACACACACACACACACACACACUGAUACAGCUGUUUCACACAUUCACCCAAACACAUAACACAUGCCAAAUUGGCAUCGUUUUUGGUAUUUUUACUCCAUUCCUUUCCUUCCCUAGACCCUCAAACACACACCAGCACAAUGCUACAGAACUCUUCUUAGGUAUGGCUUUGUUUUUCUCAGGAAAAAUCUAUUUUAUAACAGUUAUUUGUCUACCCUGCUACUCUUUUUUUAUUAAAGCUCUGAUAAGCUGG
This is a messenger RNA of Oncorhynchus gorbuscha (pink salmon), 979 nucleotides long. It is a transcript of the gene arpc5b, whose product is annotated as actin related protein 2/3 complex, subunit 5B. Gene Ontology annotation, cellular component: Arp2/3 protein complex; actin cytoskeleton; cytoplasm. Lineage: Eukaryota; Metazoa; Chordata; Actinopteri; Salmoniformes; Salmonidae. The coding region runs from base 122 to 574 and encodes 150 amino acids. Gene Ontology annotation, biological process: cell migration; Arp2/3 complex-mediated actin nucleation; regulation of actin filament polymerization. The transcript has 4 exons. The record is from RefSeq and is a predicted model, not a curated record. Gene Ontology annotation, molecular function: actin filament binding.